Messenger RNA from Conger conger (European conger), 4677 nucleotides. RefSeq names its product astrocytic phosphoprotein PEA-15-like. Bases 634 to 1026 code for a protein of 130 amino acids. Gene Ontology annotation, molecular function: protein binding. Gene Ontology annotation, biological process: regulation of apoptotic process; MAPK cascade. The record is from RefSeq and is a predicted model, not a curated record. NCBI's taxonomy places the organism in Eukaryota, Metazoa, Chordata, Actinopteri, Anguilliformes, Congridae. The transcript is spliced from 4 exons.
CGGAAGACGUUUCCAGAAUGUGACGUUAUCGAACGUGUCUCUGGCGACCGCAAUGCUCGUUGCAUCCCGAUGCGUUCGUUCUGUAGUCCGGCCACACUUCAGCUCCUAAAAAAAAAAAAAAAAAAAAUCGGACACAGACCUCUGGAGAGAGAUAGGGUCAGAGAGACACUGAGACCGGGAACAAAAGAGGAGGGAUUUGCAGACCGGAUAGCGCGGUGACAUCAGCUGUGAAAAAUGUGUGUGUGUGCUUGUGAAUGCACAGAAUCCGGCGUGUGAGACUGUAGGGGAGGAGAGGAAAAAGGCGUUUCCAUGCUCAGACCGGCCAGAGCUUGGACAGACCGACUUGCUGUGCGAAUAGGCUGGAAUAUACACACAAUUUCCCUUCCCAAGUGUAGGCCUGUUGCUAAAACUCGAAUAUAACGGUUAGAGAGAUAAUAGGAAAAUUGUCGAAAUAUUUCCAAUACCAGUCGACGGGUGGAGGGAGUGCCGGGUGUCCAAAGGGUUCGCCACCAUACCAAGCCGUGAAAGACACGAACGGACCCGGACUGGGAUAAAGAACACUUCCUCAUUCCGUUAGCUAAUCGGGCACAGCAUCUCUCCGCCACGGAGUGUACGCCUCUUGUACCCGAAACCAUGUCAGAGUACAGUUCUCUGCUGAGCGACCUGGCUGAGAUCAUCACAGCGGACGACCUGGAGCAGCUGAAGAGCGCCUGCAAAGAGGACCUCCCAGAGGACCAGAGCACAGGCAUCACCUGCUCCACCGACUGGUUCAGUUACCUGGAGAAGAACGACAAACUGGCACAGGAUAAGCUGUCCUACAUCGAGCACAUCUUUGAGAUCUCCCGCCGGCCGGACCUCCUGACGAGGGUCAUCGAGUAUCGCACCACCGUGCUGAAGAUCUCCGAGGACGACGAGAUCGACAGCAAACUCACGCGCAUCCCUUCCGCAAAGAAGUACAAAGAUAUAAUUCGUCAGCCCUCCGAAGAGGACAUCAUCAAACUGGCCCCUCCCCCCAAAAAAGCUUGAGGCGACCUCUGCACCACUCCCCCAUUCCUCAGCGCCCCCCCCCCCCCCAUCUUUCCCCAUCUAUUUACACCCCACACUGACCAACCCGCCAGCCAAUCACAGCCAGCUAUGCACAACUCCUCCCGGCUCUAUGGGUGGGAGGGAGUGGCCUAUGUUGCUAUGGCGAUGUCCAAUCAGGAAAGAGGAUGAGUUUUAUUUUGUAGUUUGACAUUGCUGAGCAGAUGCAGGCCUGAGUUGCUGGAUUAGUCCCAUGGUUUCCGUGUUUUGAGGCAGAUUAUGUAGAUUCUUAGGUUUUUAGAGCCACACACCUUCCAGAGUAGUCAGUAUCCCUUAAAAUGAUUAGAAUUAGGCUUUUUUGGAAUUUGUCAUCUGAAGCCUACUGCCCCCCUGAUGACACCGGCUUGCUGACACUUUAACAAACAUCGCUCUGCCAGUGAAGGAUAGCAGAGUGAGAGUAGAGAAAAUAGAAGAAUGAAAAGGUAUUGAGAAAGACGUGAAACGAUUCUCUUUGCUUUUCACAAGUCAUUUACUAAAAAAUAAAAAUAAAAUGCGCACACGAGAGGUGGGAUUGUUUAAAAACCAGCCACUCGUAGACUGACAUUGGGGAUGGCAAUUAAAGUAGUGGAUAGAAGUCCUUCCUGUUUGUGACGAGUGCUUCCUGUCCGUAGCAUGUGCUUCGCCCUGUCUGUAGCGAGUGCUUACCGUCUUGUGGUGAGUGCACUCUUUUUCCUGCUUUUACGAAGCCCUUCUCCACCAUCUUUCAGCUGCGUUCCCAGCAUGCAUCUGGACGGUGCUUCCUGCCUCUCGGGGGGGAACACGAGAAGCUCAUGGGCGUAUGUAGCUUAUUGGCCGUGUCACAGCCGGAGGGGCGAGAAAGAGACAAGAUGGCACGCCACCGAUACGUACACUAGCGCAGGAAAUUCUGAUGUCUGUGGAGGUGUUCUGGAUGUUUUCUGCCAGCUAGUGGAGCUGUGUGCGCUGAUCACCUUUUCCUCACACACACACACACACACACACACACACACAUGGCAGACAUAUCCACAUUUACGCCACGGUAUAAAUUAACUGAGCUGCCAAGUAAAACAUUAUUCUCUGUCUGGCUCCACCCACAGCCAUGAGCUUUCACAAGUUCUGUUUGUUUCAGACCACAAUCAGGUCAGAGGCCCGUGACAUAAUUCAGAAAGAUGACAUCCCCCAGAAGAAGACUUUUAAUUUACACACGGCAGGGUGUUAAUCCGAGAAAGUAAACACCAAUCGGUGCGGUGGAACAUCGAAAAUUGAGACUUAAAUGAAGAGAAGUCUUGAGUUCUGAGAUCCAGUUUGGUGAAAGCACAGAACGAAAGAACAGCCCAGUAGACUAUGUGAUAAAUGUCCAACCAAACUUCGCUGGUGGGUUCGAGUUUUGCGUUAUAAUGCCUCCCCCUAAUGUACCUGUACCUUUAUCUUUAUAGCUUUUUCCUCCUAUAUUCCACUUCCAGCCAUUGGAAGAUUCUAGCAUUCCGAGCGUCAAUUGCUUCAGACUUCCUAGUGGAAAUGAACGUGAAACAGACUAGAAGACUCCCAUUAAACUUUUAUUUUUUAUUUUUUUAUUUUUUAUUUUUAUGACAAAUAUAGUUAGAUAGAGAUUUUCUUCUGUCUAUAUGUGUCUCGUUGUGUCACCCUCUGUGAACUUUACAUAUUGUGACCUUAUUUGUUUGUACUGUGUUGUGGUUAUUUAUGAAAUGCAAAUGUUGUUUUUGUGUUUUUGGGGAAUCAGGCAUGUUUACUAACCAUGGGCACUGAACAAGUAUACCAUGUGAAAGGGUUUCCAUUUUCUUUUAAAAAAUAUUAUAGAGACCUGUUGCAGUUUCACACUAAUUCUGACAGCCAGUGUUGUUGGUGUCCACUGAAAUGUGGUGUUUUCUUCUUCAGUGUGAUCAGCCCGUAAUUUUCAUAACUGGAGCGUCAUAUUUAGCUGCUGUUGCUUUCGUUUGGAUGCACCUGAUCAGUGUGACGAACGUGAAUCAGCAUCGCGGACUGAGGCCGACUGGAAUAAUUAUUACCGACUGACAGACUAACCACGUCUCCGCCGUGUCGACAAAAACGGUUGUUGUUGAAUUGUGGGGUAUUGUCGUGUGUAGGUGGGUAGAAAUGUGAAAAGGUUAAAAAAAAAAAAAAAAAUAACGGAAAGGAAAAAAAAAACAAAAAAACGAGACAAGGGCACAAAAGAACUCAGGCGAAGUGAGUUUCCAUGGUAACAGUGGAGCGCUUUAGUGGAAGGAGGCGGCUCGCACACGGGCUGAGGGGGUCAUUAGAGGUCAACAGCAGGUGCCCGGCAGCGGUUACAUCAUCGAGCCCGCGAGUGAGAGCCGUCUGCGGCUUAGGAACGAUGGCGGCCCGGGGCUGAUGGAGGCUGCGGACGGCGGUUAACGCAGGUGUUGCGUAAGAGCGGCGUGCACGGUGGUGCGAUGGCGGAGAGGCAGAGCCGAUGGGCUGUGCUCUGGAGAAGCCGGGACUGUUGGGGGUUGCAGUCAUACGUGGGAGGGAGUGGGCGGUCGCCGGGGUAGAGGUGUGGUGUGUGGGGGGAUGUUUCAGGUUACUGUCGUGGACUUGGGUGGUUUUAAUGGCAAUGGCCCAGAGUUGUAGUCUGUUCUCGGGCGCCUCCGUUUUUGGAAUGUUUUUGAAGCGUUGCUGUAGUGUUGCCAAUAGGUUUGUCACAUUUGGAAUGCGGUGAAGGUUGCUGGAGAGUCGAAUUGCGAAGACUUCUCUCUGUGAUCAGGUCAAGUGGGGGAACUUUGGCUUCCUGAUGUAGAGUCACAGAGGGAUGGUGAUUGGCUGGAAAGGUAUGAAGGUGACAGAGGAUGACAUGAACAGAGACUGCAGACUGGCCUUUGACUGGCCAGUGUUUGCACUACAGAGGGAGAGAGGGACAAGUUGGGUAAAGGUAUUUUUCAGGUUCAAGUGGGAGAGCAGGUUGACUUACCUCCUGCAGUAGCACGGCACAGAGGCGGACAUUUUAACCCUUUCAAAAGUAGGCUUCUUGAAUGUUGAUUUCUUCAAAAUCCGAAGUUCGUGACGAGAACUACCUUUGCUUUCAAUUACCAUUAGCCAUUGUUACAUCAGCGUUUAGAAUGUUCGCUCAAGAACAUUCUAGUCACUGUGGAUUUCACACCUUAAAGGGUAAAUGGGUACACCAUGGAAACUCCGCCCCCCAAACGUGCCUAAUCGUAAAUCAGAGCUUUGGCAACGACAGGUGAGCUGUGUAGAGAGAGGGAGGGUGCAGGGCGCAGAGCAGGAAUACCUGUAGACAACAUGAUGGACAGCAGGAGUGAUGCCACUGAGAGAGAAAUAGAUGAGUGUCUUUCUCCAGAGUUGCUGUGUGAAUAUUUCAACUCUGUUCUAACGCUGUGACUCUUUAAAAAAAAAGCCUGACUAAAAACACUGUUUAUGAAUUCUGUCCCUGCUGGUUGCCAUGGAGAUUUUAUGCUGUUUUUCCGUAGAGAUAAAAAAAAAAUAUUAAAAAUAUAUAUAUAUAUAUAUUUUGCAAAGACAUACAUGAAAAAAAAACUAUAAUAAUACAUAGUAUAUUUAAAGAAUAAAAAAAUAAGGUGUGGCUUUUACCAUGAAAUGAAAAUGUGCUACAGUGAAUAUUAAAAUAUAUUUGCUUAUCUA